CGGUUGGUCCAGGUCAGGAGCAGCGGCACGUCGUCACUCAUCAUUCACGCUGACAUCAAACUUUUGAUAAAAAGUGUUGUUUGUCUCGACAGAAAAACGCAGUUAAUGUUUGAAAAUGUCCGAUGACUCGUGGGCGCUCGCUGUCGACGUUCAAGAAGCCACAACUCCAUCCAAACAGGCGGACUUCUCAAAGAAAGUGGAGCCACUGCGGGGUCCUCGUAACGUAAGAGGAGACAUCAAUGGCAACAUCGUGCCGGACAAGAGCGAAAAUGGAGAGUGGAGGAGAGACGGGGACAAAGUGGACCUGGCCGAGCAGUCCCUGCUGAAUAAGCUGAUCCGUCGCACUCUGGUGCGGAACAGAAACCAGGUGGAGGUCCUGCAGCGGGACCCCACCUCUCCUCUGUACUCCGUCAAGACUUUUGAGGAGCUGAGGCUGAAACCUGAGCUGCUGAAGGGUGUGUACAACAUGGGUUUCAACAGACCCUCCAGGAUCCAGGAGAAUGCUUUGCCCAUGAUGUUGGCACAGCCACCUCAGAAUCUGAUCGCCCAGUCGCAGUCUGGCACAGGUAAAACUGCUGCUUUUUCUCUGGCCAUGCUCAGCCAUGUAAACCCAGCCAAUAAGUGGACUCAGUGCCUUUGCAUCUCGCCAACAUACGAGCUCGCUCUGCAGAUUGGUCAAGUGAUCGAGCAGAUGGGGAAAUUUUGUCCUGAUGUGAAACUGGCUUACGGCAUUCGGGGCAACAGAAUGGAGCGAGGCAUUAAGCUGCAGGAGCAGAUUGUCAUUGGAACACCAGGCACAAUCCUCGACUGGUGCACCAAAUACAAGCUUAUUGAUCCCAAGAAGAUUACUAUGUUUGUGCUCGAUGAGGCUGAUGUGAUGAUUGCCACACAGGGUCACCGGGACCAGAGCAUCCGCAUCCACAGACAGCUGCCAAAGGACUGCCAGAUGCUCCUUUUCUCUGCAACCUUCGAGGACUCUGUGUGGAGGUUUGCAGAGCAGGUGGUUCCUGAUCCCAAUAUCAUCAGGCUGAAGCGUGAAGAGGAGACGCUGGACACCAUCAAGCAGUUCUAUGUGGUGUGUAAGGAGAAGGAGGACAAGUUCACAGCUCUGUGUAAUCUGUAUGGGAGCCUCACCAUCGCACAGGCCAUGAUCUUCUGCCAUACUCGCAGGAUGGCUGCUUGGCUGAGUGCAAGCCUGACCAGCGAGGGACACCAGGUGGCCUUACUGAGCGGGGAAAUGACUGUGGAGCAGAGAGCUGCCGUCAUCGAACGCUUCAGGAACGGCAAGGAGAAGGUGCUCGUGACCACAAAUGUGUGCUCCAGAGGUAUUGAUGUUGAACAAGUGUCACUUGUGGUCAACUUCGACCUCCCCGUGGACAUGGACGGGAACGCCGACAAUGAGACGUACCUUCACCGGAUUGGCCGCACAGGACGCUUCGGCAGAAGAGGAUUUGCUGUCAAUAUGGUUGACAGCAAACACAGCAUGGAUAUUAUCAACCAGAUUGAGAUGCACUUUAACCGGAGAAUCACGAAACUUGACACCAGCAAUCUUGAAGAAAUGGAGAGCCUGAUCAGCUGAACGCUUCGCUAUGUGCACUACCAACACUGCAGCAGUUAGACGUGUUACCUCAGAUGUGACUUGAGUUCUUUUCCAGGGUUUAUUGUUUGCAUUUUAUUGUUUACAGAGGAGUAAUUGCAUGCUGAUUUUGACUAUGCAAACUUAUUUCACAGCAGUUGUUUGUGCCAAAGAAGUGUUUUCAUUUGAUGUGUCCGACUUUGAUCACUGAAGUCACCUUAAGCCUUUGAGCCGUCUCCCGGAGACUUUAAACUAACCACUCGCUGUUAAAACAGCAUUUAAGAGGAGUGAUAUUAACACUACAGUUCACGGUUUGCAGUGUUUGUUUGAUUAUCUGAAGUGAUUCAUUAGCGCAGGAUCGGUGGGACAGAAGCACGAGUCUCAUCUGUAGAUCAAUGCUGAGAUCAGAUCCAAUAUCCUCGAGUGACUUGAAGCACCUUGAAGUUUAAACGCCUGUUUCAGACGCAGUCGUAGCUCAGUUUCCUGAUUAUUUGAUGUUCUAUCAGACUGUGAAGCCCCAGCUGUUGCUCAUUUUUUGUGUGGGCAAAAAAAAACA
Epinephelus moara (kelp grouper) is the source of this 2132-nucleotide messenger RNA. It is a transcript of the gene ddx19a, whose product is annotated as DEAD-box helicase 19a. The record is from RefSeq and is a predicted model, not a curated record. Bases 116 to 1579 code for a protein of 487 amino acids. Gene Ontology annotation, molecular function: ATP binding; RNA helicase activity; RNA binding. The transcript is spliced from 11 exons. Gene Ontology annotation, biological process: poly(A)+ mRNA export from nucleus. Gene Ontology annotation, cellular component: cytoplasmic stress granule; nucleus. Lineage: Eukaryota; Metazoa; Chordata; Actinopteri; Perciformes; Serranidae.